Chrysoperla carnea is the source of this 1763-nucleotide messenger RNA. RefSeq names its product myrosinase 1-like. Gene Ontology annotation, biological process: carbohydrate metabolic process. The coding region runs from base 39 to 1571 and encodes 510 amino acids. The transcript is spliced from 8 exons. NCBI's taxonomy places the organism in Eukaryota, Metazoa, Arthropoda, Insecta, Neuroptera, Chrysopidae. The record is from RefSeq and is a predicted model, not a curated record. Gene Ontology annotation, molecular function: beta-glucosidase activity.
UGUUUUUUAUUCGCAAACAGAAGAUUUGUUUCCAUAAAAUGAAAUUUCCAAUACAAAAUUUAAUUUUAUUCUGGAUAUUAACGGAAGCUUCUAACGCUGAAAGGUACCCGGAAACGAAAGCCAUAAUUCAAGAACUUACACAAAAAUAUAAUUUUAAGUUUGGUGUAUCUUCAUCGGCAUUUCAAAUUGAAGGAGCAUGGAAUGAAUCGGGUACAGGUGAAACUAUGUGGGGACGUUAUACCAUCGAUUAUCCAGAGAGAAUCCCAGAUCAUUCAAAUGCUCAUGUCGCUUGUGAUUCGUAUCAUAAUCUCGAACGAGAUAUCAACAUGUUAAAAUUUCUGGGAGUAAAAUUUUAUCGAUUUUCUAUUUCAUGGGCACGCCUGUUACCCUCACCUAUUUUACACGAUGGCGUGAGCCAGGAGGCGUUAAAAUACUACCAUAACUUAAUUGAUCAAUUAAAAGCGAAUAAUAUUACACCAAUAUUAGAACUGUUUCAUUAUGAUAUGCCCAAAAGUGUUAGUGAUCUUGGAGGUUGGACAAAUGCGAAGAUAAUUAAAUAUUUUGUGCAUUUUGCUCGCAUUGUAUUCGAUAAUUUUGCUCAUAAAGUAGAUAUUUGGGUUACGAUUAAUCAAUCUGAUAAUACAUGCACAUUACACUAUGGAUCUGAUUUAUUUCCACCUGUAAUUGAUGAAUCGGGUGUUGCCGUAUAUUUAUGUAUAAGAAAUAUGCUCCUAGCUCAUGCCAGAGUUUAUCAUUUAUACAAAAAUAAAUAUAAUUUAAAAAAUAAAGGUAUCAUGGGUAUAAUUACGAAACUGGAUUGGUAUGACCCGACCACGAAUUCUACUGAAGAUUUGGAAUUUAUAAAAACAUUCCGGAAAAUGAUGUAUGGAAUAUACAGUGAUCCGAUAUUUUCGGAAGGUGGUGAUUAUCCAGAAAUUGUAAAAGAAACCGUAGCCAAAAAAAGUAAACAACAAGGAUUUCAUGUAUCACGUUUAGAAUUGCUAACGAAGGACGAAGUCAAAUAUAUACGAAAUACCUCAGAUUUUUUUGGUCUUAGUUAUUAUACUCGAGUUAGAAUAUAUAAAAAUCCAGUCGAAGAAAAAACAAAUUUGGAACCACAACUAGAAUUCAAAGUAAAAGUACCAUCAUUUUUUGACGACAUGAAUUAUUACGUUGCUUCUCGAGAUCCGACUUGGAAACCUACGGAAAUAAGUCGAAUAAUGGACUCUCCGGAAGGCUUAAAGAACAUUUUGCUGUAUAUUAAACACGCCUACAAUAAUCCAAAAGUAUUCAUACUGGAAAAUGGCUGUGGAACCCUUCAUGAUACUCUGUACAAUGAUGGAUGUAUUGAAUACUUUAAGGGUCAUUUAAAUGCAAUAUACGAUGCAGUGGUUAACGAAGGAUGUAACAUUCAUGCAUAUGGAAUGUGGGGAUUAAUGGAUAACUUUGAAUGGGAGAGUGGAUACACGCAUCGAUUUGGAUUGUUUCAUACGAAUUUUAGUGACGAAAAACGAUCUACAAAACCAAAAGCAACUGCAUAUUUUGUAAAAGAAAUUUUGGAUGCUAAGUAAAAACUUUGAUGGUUGUUAAAUUAUUUGCGGACCUAAGCAAAUAUCCUUGGCUCUUGUAAAGAAAAGUGGAAUGAAGAAAAUUCUAACGGGAUAACGAAUAAUUUAUUUUUACUUAUUGUUACUUGAUUAAAAUGUUGAAUGAAAUUGAAAUUUAGAAGCUUCUAUUAUACAACCUUUAUUAGCAAGUGUAAA